Messenger RNA from Symbiodinium sp. CCMP2592, 2640 nucleotides. The record is from the annotation of a GenBank genome assembly. Lineage: Eukaryota; Dinophyceae; Suessiales; Symbiodiniaceae.
AUGGCAGCCAUGCGCUUCAUGCUUCUGGCCUUCAUGGUCGCAGGUGCUGAGGCAGGGGCUUGCACCCCCGUGGACUCCUGUCCAAAGCUUUCUGACGGCCUCUAUUGUCCUGUCAACGACGUCACGGAACACGCCGACAUCAAUCGGGAUGUGAAGCUGAUUAAAGAGUACUUGGCUGAGACCCCCUUGAACUACGCGAUGGCCAAGCAGGUUUACACCGCAGGAAACUUCUCUUCCAAAGGGCUGGGGAACAUGCGAACUCUGCAAGACCUGGCGCAGAAGGACAUGACCGUGGAUGGCAAGUACACCAAUGUUUUCUACAGCGGUGCCGUCAGCUUGUAUGGCUCAACGAAUGCCGUAUGGCACGACUACAUCAUCGCGUGCUUGGACGGGACAGGUGUGUGCGAGGGGAAGACGGACUCGUUCCGGCAGUAUGUCAUCAACAAGGGACUCAUUGGAGUUGUCACCGCCUACGCCACCUACGAGUUUGGUGCAGCUGUUUGGAAAGGUGAGAAUGGAGAGACGGCAGACACUCAAGCAGCCUAUGCUUGGGACGAAGGCGCUGCCUUCUACAUCGGCAAUAUCGAUCCAGUCAUUGGCGAUGGCUACACAGGUUCUGCCCCCGGCAACCUCUACUCGCCCUACGAGUUCAACUGGAAGCGCGACAUCGACUUCCCCGAUGGCACCUCGACACACACGGAGGCCGUGCCGAUUCUGAACUACGGCCUCAUCAACCUGCGCGGAGGUGCUUACAAUGCUACCAGUGUGAAAGCAGCAGAGUUGGCCAUGUACAAGAUCUUCUCCAUUGCUGCCAUCCGAAGCGCCAUCAAGUACGCAUGGAAGGCCUACAAUGGCGGCACCAUGGAGCCAAAGUAUCUCGCCGAGGGCUGGGCCUACUGGAGGAGUGCCUCCGGAUACAUGUCCGCCUUCAACGCCACGACGGUGCAGGCGGUGGAUGCACUCUUUGACCUAAACUUAACAACCGUACCGGAGAGCACGGCCUGCUCCGUGAAAACGCUGGUGGAGUCUUUGUAUCCACACCUCGGCAUCACCUGCGCCAUGGUGGGCACGUGGAAAGAUGCGCCAGCUGGCAGCUGCAUGGCCUCCUCAUGCCCAUGGCAGAUAGCCUUGGACUGCCUCACGAGUUUGCCCGCCUCCACACCGAAGGUAGAUGUGGUCAGCUUGAGCUCAGGGAUCAGUGCAUGUGGGCGGCAUGGGGAGUGGCCAGCAGCGCUGCAGUUAUUUCGGGAGAUGGCGGCUCUGGCGAUUCUUCCGGAUACAAUCAGCUUCAAUGCUGGGAUCAAUGCAUGUGGGCAUGGCAAACAGUGGAUCCCGGGGCUGCAGCUGCUCGCAGAUAUUCCUACAUUCGCAUUGCAGCCAGACAUCGUCAGCUGCAGUGCCAGCAUCAGCGUCAGUGAGAAAGUUGGUAUGUGGAGGACUGCAUGCCAACUGUUGCAUGGGCUUCCGAAGGCCAGGGUUCCGCUGAACACCGUCACAGCCAAUGCAACCAUCAGCGCAUGUGAAAAGGGCUUCCGGUGGACAACGGCCCUAGAACUUCUUUCCCUGAUGCGCUCGGACACAGUUCCGCAAGAUGCCAUUAGUUUCAAUGCUUCCAUCAUCUCCUGCGGCAGUCUUGAACAUUGGGAUCUGGGACUGUCCCUGUUGUCGGAGAUGUUUGCAGCUCGAGCGAUGCCGAGAGUUUCCACCUUCAAUGCCAGCGCCAGUGCCUCCGAGAGGGCUGGGCAAUGGCAAAUCGCCUUGCAGCUGCUUUCAGCCAUGCCGUUGUUUCGUCUCCAACCCUCCGUGAUCACUUUCAGUGCGGGCAUCAGUGCCUGUGACAAGGCGGGCCAGUGGCAAAGAGCGGUGGCGAUCCUUGCCGACAUGCAAGCGGCAAGAGUACGGCCCGAUGCGAUCUGCAUCAAUGCCAGCAUUAGCGCUUGUGCACGGACCGGGCAGUGGCAGACUGCGCUGCACUUGCUUGCUGCCAUGCCCCUGAUGUCUUUGCAGCCCACUGUAGUCAGCUGCAGCUCGUCCCUCAGCGCCUGCGAGAAGGGCAGCCAGUGGGAGGCCGCCCUUCAUCUACUCUCCGAGAUGCCAUUGAGCAGGCUCAAUGCUUCGGUGAUCUCCUUCAACGCGGCCAUUUCCGCCUGUGAGAAGGCUGCACAAUGGCAGAUGGCCCUUCAACUGCUCCUCCAGAUGGUGCAAGAGGAGCUGGUGCCGCAGGAGAUCAGCUUCAAUGCUGCCAUGAGUGCUUGUGAGAACGCCAAGCUCUGGCAAACUUCCCUGCAGCUACUCUCGGAGAUGCUCCUGCUUCGACUAGAGCCCGAUGUCGUCAGCUUCAAUGCCGCGAUCAGUGCUUGCGAAAAGGGUGGUGCCUGGCGCAUCGCCCUGGAGCUGCUCUCCAGCAUGCUUUCGGCAAGGCUCCGACCUACUGUCGUCAGCUUCACGGCAAGCAUCAGCGCUUGUGGUGCCUGGAGCCAGUGGAGAGGAGUGCUGCAGCUGCUAUCCGACAUGAAGUCCGCAGCUGUGGCGCCCGAUGUGUUCGCACUGGAUGCUGCGAUCGGUGCAGGUGGGACGAGUGCGGAACGGUUGAUGUCGCUUGGCGAAGCAAUCAACGUCAAGGAGCACAGACAGGUUUAG